AGUUUCCGGCGGAAGCAUCCUCAACAAGGAAAACUUUAUUGAACCCGAAGGGGCUGGGGCUGGGGGCCUCCGGGCCUGGCCGGGCCGCGGCCUGGGGGAGGAUGUCGGUGAACUACGCGGCUGGGCUCUCGCCUUAUGCGGAUAAGGGCAAAUGCGGGCUCCCCGAGAUCUUUGACCCCCCUGAAGAAUUAGACAGGAAAGUAUGGGAGCUGGCACAGCUGAUUCAGAGAUCUUCCAAUGUGGUAUUUCACACAGGUGCAGGCAUCAGCACAUCCUCAGGCAUCCCAGACUUCAGGGGUCCCCAGGGUGUGUGGACCAUGGAGGAACGGGGCCUGGCACCCAAGUUUGACACAACGUUUGAGAGUGCCCGGCCUUCUCAGACCCAUAUGGCCCUGCUACAACUGGAGCGAGUGGGCAUCCUGAAGUUCCUCGUGAGCCAGAAUGUAGAUGGGUUGCACGUGCGCUCUGGCUUCCCCAGGGACAAGCUGGCUGAGCUCCAUGGGAACAUGUUUGUGGAAGAAUGUGCCAAGUGUAAGACGCAGUAUGUACGUGAUGUGGUGGUGGGCAGCAUGGGCCUCAAGGCAACAGGACGCUUGUGCACGGUGGCAAAGGCUCGAGGCCUUCGGGCCUGCAGGGGGGAACUGAGGGACACCAUCCUGGACUGGGAAGAUGCCCUGCCUGAUAGAGACCUCAACCUUGCUGAUGAAGCCUGCAGGAAUGCAGAUCUAUCCAUCACUCUGGGAACAUCCCUGCAGAUCCGACCCAGUGGCAACCUGCCUCUGCUCACUAAACGCAAAGGAGGCCGACUAGUCAUAGUCAACCUGCAGGCCACCAAGCAUGACCGCCAAGCUGACCUUCGAAUUCAUGGCUACGUGGAUGAUGUCAUGGCCAAGCUCAUGAAGCACCUAUGCUUGGAGAUCCCUGAAUGGCAGGGGCCCCUUGUGGUGGAACGGGCCCCACCCCUGUUACCCCUCCCGACACAGGUGAAGGCUGAGCCCCCCACCCUGCCAGCCCUGCCCGAAGCACCCAAGGCAGAGCCCCCUGACCAGCGCCAAAGACCAGAGCAGGAAGGUGUCAAGAGGGAGCAGCCCCCUGCCCCCCGGCUGCCCAAGAGGGUGAAGGUGGAGCCUAUGCCCAGCUGAAAGGGUUUGAGACAUCGUGUGGACUCAGGCUAGUGUGCUCCUUUCUGAGCCCCAGUCACCCUCACUGUACAAAGGGACAGUGCACUCACUUGGUAUCUAUAGGCCCAUCCAAUCCUCAGUUGUGGUGACAGUGUGGCCUGCUAGAAGGAGCACUGCACUUAGAGGAUUUGGAUUCAAAUCCUAUCCUGUGUGACUUUAGAAAAUUGCUUCACUCCUCUGGGCCUUAUAGUUUCAUUAUCUGUAAAAUGAAGUUGAACUAGCUGAUCUUGAGGGAUCUUUGCAGUUCCUAUAAGCUAUGAUACUUUGAUGGGAAUGGGCAAGUCUGGGUGGGUUUUUUAUUUUUAAAUAAAUUUGAUUUCCUUUUUCUUACCAGAGGGUUUUUUACCUUCUGUUGUUUGUAAAACAACAUUUCCAGGCCUUCUGGUCCCCUCUGAUAACCUUGUCUGCAGUCCUUUACUGUUCUCUCUCACUAUAGCUAGGACCUGUUCUCUCUACUUUGAGCCCAGUAAGCAAGUCACUGGCUUUGACUAAUUUCCUUCUAUCUGGGCCUCACUUUCCCUUUCUGUAAACUUGAAAUCUUUUCUGUCUGUAAAUCUUCUGAUUACAUGGGGCCUGCUUUUGUCCCUCAUCUUUUCAGUUAUAAUCUAUUGGGGUAUCUGCUGCUAACAGCACCAAAUGUGAGAGGGGCCUAUGGCCAUUGCCAGCAAGACCCUAGGAUUCUUCCCUCUGCUAGCCCUGCUGCGGUUUGGAGGAAUGAGAAUCAGACAGCCUUUGGCCUGGAGCCGAUUCUGUGUUCCGUGGAGGGGCUCCUGCUGAGCCUCUCUUUAUCACCUCUCUGUUUUCAUCCCUUUCUCCAUCUUGUCUUCUGAGACAUGUUAGAGACCAGAGUUAGGGGACCAACUACCCUUAGGCAGAUGGUGAGGGCUUUGUUAUCUUUAGAUGCUUCUCUUAUGUUGCAAUCUUCCCAUUGCCAAAUCAGUGGCAAUUCCUGAUCCUUGGACAUAAAUGGGUUUUUUUGCUUUCCCUCCCUCACAGUCACCUGGGAAUGAGCACCUACCUCUUUCAGGACAAGGAUUACAGCCAUACUUGGUGAGGAAGCUGUCAGUGGCAGCUAAGACAAGGAAGAGGCAAGUCCCAAAGCCCCAACGAGGUUCUCAUUGUAUAUUGGACACUAGCUGUGUAACCUUGGGCAAGUCCCUUCCCAUCCCUGGGCCUACUUCUCCAUCUGUAAAACAAGAGGGGUGGACUGAAACCAUUUAGUCUUUUCCAGCUGAACAUCUUGUGGUCUUUUUGCUUUUCUGAUUUGCUCCUGAGUGUGGGCUUGAUGUUAGGGACCAAGAUGGGAAGGCUUUCAGUGCAGUGGUAUCCCACCCUGUCCGAAGUCAGAGCCUAAGGCUUCUUUCUGCUUUGGAGGCUUCUCCAGAUAUCAUCCACCUGAGUUGGUUUAGCUUUUAGAGAUAAUUGAUUCAUUGACUCUAUCCUGGCCCUGGCCUGGAUAAGAAGUAGAUAUUUGUCAAGGGAGAGAAAGGGAAGGUGGGACAGCCUCGCCCAUAGGCCUUUCUGCAGAGAUGGUUGGGCUCAUCCACUGGGACUACCUCUUGCAUUUUCUAUAUAGUCCCUGUCUAGUGAACCCUGGGAUUGAGAGAUCUGAGAAAGCAAAUGAAAUUCCCAGGCAGCUUGGAGCCUGUACUUUAACACCCCCCCACAAGUGUUGUCUCUGAGACUUUGAUAGCAGAGGCCAGGAUGUGGGAAUAAAAACAUCUUUCUGUCUCUCUCUCCAUCUCUCAGUCUCACCCUCAGUCUCUCUCUCUCUGUCUCUCUGUCUCUCUCUCUCUCACACACACACACACACACACACACACACACUUACUUUGGUGCUUGAGCUGAGUUUUUAAGGAAAGAAGGGACUGUUAUGGUGGCAGUGAGGAGGGUGUGCAUUCCAGGCAGGAGGUAGAACCAGCCAGUGUAAAAGCCCUGAGGUGAGAGAGGCAUCUGCAAGCCCAGCUCUGGGGACAGUGCAGGCUGUGAACUGACUUCACUACACAAAUGGUUCUCCCCCUCCCCCAAGGAACAUGUUAAAGGAGCUCUGAAUGUGUAGCCACAGGGCCCAGGUGAAAUCUUGCCUGUGUCACUUAGGAUUGUAUUGCUUUGGAAAAGUCAUUGCUCUUGUGGCUUCAGUUUCCUCAUCCAUGAAAUGAGGGAGUUGG
Messenger RNA from Dromiciops gliroides (monito del monte), 3349 nucleotides. It is a transcript of the gene SIRT6, whose product is annotated as sirtuin 6. NCBI's taxonomy places the organism in Eukaryota, Metazoa, Chordata, Mammalia, Microbiotheria, Microbiotheriidae. The transcript is spliced from 8 exons. Gene Ontology annotation, molecular function: NAD+ binding. The record is from RefSeq and is a predicted model, not a curated record. Bases 102 to 1142 code for a protein of 346 amino acids.